AGGCUCAGCUGUUUUUGAUUGAAUACUCUCCUUUUUAUAGCUAUUCUACUUUACUUCUUGUUGUAGUAAAUGCUUCAAUAUUCAUACUACAUUGGGUAGCAGAGCAGAAUAAUAUUAAAGGCCAUGGAUGAAUUUACUUCCGGAGUGGAAUCUGCAACAGUGUCAGUUCAAUCGUCUAUUAUCAAACCACGCUUCAGAGAUGAAGACACGGAGUUUUCGACAAUGGGCAUGUACGAGGAUGAUGAUAUAUUCCAUCAAGCUACGGCCUCUGUCAAAUUUGCGCUACCUGGAAGUAACAGAACAUUAUUUUCGAGAAGCAACUAUUACACGGGGUUAUUUUAUACCUUUUUGAGAUAUGUGCUUUCAUUGUGGUUUACAAUGUACCAAUAUUAUCUUUGGAUUGACAGUCAGUUGAAAGAAUGGUGUACAAUCACGACCUCGCUGAUGUGGCAGUUGUUAAUGCUUAUUCCAUUUCCAGAAGAUGUUUCCGUAGUUGGCCCAGCUUCUGUACAAAGCGCAACUUCGGUCCGGACCAUCAAAAGUCCGUCUUCUAUUAAAGCACGGGUGCUUGAUUCUUUCAAUCAAACUAGAAUGUUGCCAACAAAGAUUGGAAACUUGCUUCUUGAAAAGUCUUUACUGGCCUCUGUCCCAAGAAACAGACUACAAAUUCGUCAAGUUACCGGCCGACUAUACGUUCCUGAACACGUUACAUUCAUUUUUGAGAUGAGCGCCUUAGUCGUCCCGCAGCCACCAGAAGUUCCUGUUCCUUUUCUUGACUAUGAAAAGAGAAUUGUGGUACCCGAGAAGAAGGAGGUGGCUAAAGUGUUAGCAAAGAGAGCAGAAUGGUCUUCAUUACACCACACCCAUAAAGCAGCCGAGACAUUCAGGGUUAUCUACGAGGCUGCCAAAUGCAUUUCAUGGGCAGCUUGCUCAGGAGUUCGAACAGUUACUGUUUUUGAGUCAAACGGAUAUGCUUGGAAGGACAUGCAAAAGAUGCUUGGCGUUUUAGCUGAGGAACUGAAAAACCUCACAUUGGAGAGCUACCAAGUUUCUGAUUCAAUCAAAUUGGUGAAUUUGGACACAGGUGAGAUUUUUAGAGCCUACGAUCAAGAGGAGACAUUCUCACAUGACUCAGCCAAAAUCCAAAUACAGACAGAGCCACAAACAAAGAGUUACAACGAUGACGGUGAAAAGCAAGGGGCGGAUGUUUUGGUAGAUAAUGUCAAAUUGAGGUUUCGGGAACAGGAACACGCUGCAGAGAAAGAAGAACCAGAGGUAUUCAUGAGCGGAGUUCAUACGAGCGAGUUGUCGGAGGAGCAUAAUGGUAUUGAAAGAAGAACAGGUAUUUCUGAACUUGAGCCAGUUCCUGAAUCCAUUGUCGAUGACAGCGUUGGAAUUGAUUCUAUGGACCCAGGAAGUGCAGAUUUGUGUCACACUUUUCGGACAAAUUUAACAAUAUUUUUCAUGUCCAACAAAACGACCAACCCUGCUGCUUUCAGAGCUCUUCAAAUUAAACAAGAGGUUAAAAAAAGAUUAAGCGAUUCUUCUCUCACCACCGCAUUGGCUGACUCAGAGGACGAAUUUGUGCAUUACCCGAUAAACCCCGAUUAUACUGUUUCGUAUACUGAUCCGGAGCUUAUUUUUAAGUUCUGCACUUCAAACCAGAUGCCUUACUCGUUGAGUGGGUACCCACUGGUUGUCAGUAAUGAUAGCAACUAUGGCCCCACCACAUUUCCAGUUUUUCUCUCCGAGUCACGUCCAGCAAAUUUUCCCCAAUUUGUGAGAGGGCUCGUAAGGCUCAACUCCGUUUUGCGGGAAGACGCCAAAAAUUCAUGCAGCGAAGAAUAAAAGCUCUGCGAAUAAGACUUGGAAUGAUAAAGCUCAGGAUAAGGCUUUAAACAAUUGCCCUCGCGUUUUGCCUCCCUAUGGGUGUCCUCUUUUUUCUGUUUGUCUUUGCUGCCUCCAUAUCAUCUAUU
Molecule: messenger RNA, 1976 nt
Organism: Pichia membranifaciens NRRL Y-2026
Lineage: Eukaryota; Fungi; Ascomycota; Pichiomycetes; Pichiales; Pichiaceae
Exons: 1
Coding region: 124-1848 (574 amino acids)
Source: RefSeq, a predicted model, not a curated record